GGCUCUUUUUAAACUUCCAGGUAUGAAACUCUGAUGCUUGAAUUUGGGGAAGUUUACCAUCCUCCCAAAUUAGCCAGCCAUAGAGACCUCAGCUACAGCCUCAGUUGGGCUGGUUAGGGCUAGGUUCUUUCAUCCAAAUCUUUCAAAAUAGGGAAAAUGUGGGAAAUCUGGGCCACUCAUUUUCCGAGCUCAUUUUCCCCUCUCACAGAUGAGCCAUGGCUCUGUGCUGGAAGAGGGGUUUCUGUCAUGAUGAAGGCAUUUCUGAGAGCUAAUUUACUUGUUCAACUGGGCACGCUGGCACUGGGAUCCUGCAUGCAAAAAGACGCAGCAAAUUGAUUGCGAGUGGCUUGCUUGAAAGAAGCGGGAGGUGUGGUAAGCGGAUGUCUUCAUGGCAAUCUGGCAGAUUAAGUGGAGGAGUUCCUAUGUUUUCCUGUGUUUUUGCUUACUGUGGGGUCUCUGGACUAUUUUAAUAACUGAUCAAAAAAGAAGGGAGAGCAUGAGCAGACAGCUGUAACUGCAGAAGACCAGCCAGCCAGGAUGUUUGCAAGCAUAAAGGUUUGCAAGUUGCAGUACUGCCAAAAUUCCCUGAAGAAGAAUUUACUGGGAUGAUUGGUUCCCGAGAGAUAACUAGGUGAUCUUUAAGAGCGGCUCUGGGGAGCAAAUGCAAAAUGAGCAGCGGAGGACAGUGCAGAAGACGCAGAGGGCUCUCGGUCUGAGCCACGAGGAUUUGAAGAUGUCUGCGUGCAGUGACUUUGUGGAACACAUUUGGAAGCCUGGCUCCUGCAAAAACUGCUUCAACCCAAAGAGUUCCCAUCGGCUGCAAACACCCUCAGACGUGGGAGCACGUGGCGUGCUCCCGAAUGGAGUUAGGACCAAGCCUGAGAGCCCCGUGUUGGAAGACGAAAGUGUAAAUACCUCCCCCUUCUCGAAGCCAACAAUUGCUGUGAAGCCAACUAUGAUAAACUCGGAUGUUUCUGACGCGUGGGCGGAUGUGAAUAUGAAUGCAGAUCUGUCACAGGUCAGCUGGGGCAUGGUUUCUGGCAAACAACUCUUUCUGAAAUCAGGAGAAGCGCAGCGGAUCUGCCUCGACAAUUUUGGCAAUGGUGGUGUGAGAAAGCCCUUCCUUCACAACCCACCCAGUGACUGCGUGUCUUGCUGUCCUCCUAGCUACUCCAUGGUGGGCCUGCGCAGCCUGGAGAGUCGAGUGGAGAGAAAUGUCUCCAUCCACAGCCUGGUGCUUGUGGGUGAGGUGGGCAAGCAGGAGGACAGAGCCAAAGACAAGUUUUCCCUGCCGCAUCGGGCCCCCUGCCCUAAUCUGUCCACCUUGGGGGACAGAAGCACCACGAACUCCAGCAGAAACCCUUCUUCCCGAGCCAGAGAAGGAGCAGCGCUCCCCUCGGAGGCUGACUGCGGUCACCUCUCCUCUGGCUUUGAAAGCGAAGGGGGCGAGUACUGUUCAAUCACGGACUGCUGCAGGGAGCGCCCCAUCUCCUGGGAGCCGCGUUGUGUGGAGGGGAAGGGUGCCCGGUGCGAGAAGGAGAGCCCUGCCCCCUGCGGAUGGAGGCAAAGGGAUGCUCCCGAGAUUCCCAGGCCAAGUGGCAGGGCGGUCAAGUUCGGCGAAGAGGAGCGCAAAGCGGUGAACGUGGCCUUCUGCAUCACAAAAGACCAGGGCGAUCCUCUCCCCUAUGCCCUGUGUUCAGAGAGGAAAAAGCUGGCUCUCCACGCUGAGCCUGCUGCCCUCCCUGAGAGCACAGGGAGCAGCAAGGCGGCUGCCUUUGCUUUGUCCCGGGAGGACGAGGACUCGCUUCUCCCUGGAGAGCCCUCUGCCACCGGAGGCUCCCGGCCUGAGGGUUCGAGCACCCCUCAGCAGGCUCUGGUGGAGCCGCAGCGCCCUCGCCUCACCGAGCCAGCCCACGGUGAUCCCAUCUACGCCGAGAGCACCAAGAGGAAGAAGGCGCAGCUGAAGGCUGUCGGUGGACAGGCAAAAGCGGAGAAGCUGGCCCGCAGCACUGGCAAGGAGCAAGCUGAUGGGACGUGGAGGGAUGGUGGCUGGGCGUUGGGUGGUGAGAAGGAAUACCAGGACUCCACCAGCCAGGUGGCAGCAAAGAUAACUAUAAUGACGGCACACACUGAGGAUGAUCACAAGACAAUAUUCCUCAGCAGCCCUGAUUCGGCAGUAGGAGUUCAGUGGCCAUGUAUCAGCCCCACUUCCCAUCCCGAUUUUGGGACUUCAUCACCUGCCAUUGAGCCUGGAGAGAUUUUUCAAGCAUCUGGAAGUGAGAACAGCCCAAGAUUUCAUCUGGCAGCUCCUGCCAAGACCUCAGUUACUGAAAGUCCAGCCAUUCCCCCAAAGAUGUCCAAAAACAGCCAGCCAGGCAGUGAGGGGAACCGUGUGCCUCCGGUCAGCUCCCACGUGGCAAGGUUUGGUGAUGACAACAGCCAUGACGGAGCUGGUGUUCAGCUGCUGCCGAGGAGCUAUACUGAUACAGGUGCCUUUGGGGCAUCCCCUUCUCCAUGCACUCAGGUCAACGGGGUCUCUGUGGAGGAGUCGAGCAGAGGCCUGGCAGGCUCAUCCUAUGACAGGAGGCAGAAAUACUAUAUCCCAACAUGGACCAAGCAGUGCCGGAUAGAGGAGGAGGAGGAGCAGGAGGAGGAGAAGGAGCUCUUAACCCACCCGUGGGCAGUGGGAGCUGAGAAUGGAAGAGCUGGUGCUGACCUUGUGGAUGACGGCCCAAUGCUGGAGAGUCAGACUGGGAUCAGCAAAUCGUCGUCUUUCUCCUUUGAGUUCCCUAAAGACAAGAGUAAUGGCGUGGAGUUUGCACCACCGCCACCGCCGCCGAAAAAGCAGUCCAGGCACACUCUGAAAAUGAACCCGAGUAACGCUGAGUUAGAGAGGGUCAGCAACAGCUCUGCCGAGAGCCUCAGCCCACCUUUCAGGAGCGUCCACGUCAGCUUCACCGCUGGCUCCACUGACAGCCUCGACUCGGACACACAAACUGGCAGUGAUGGCAGGCGCUCAUCUGAGCCAAACCACUCGCCCCCUCCAGCUGAGAGCCAAGUGUUUCCCCCUGUCCCUUUCCUUCCUGCCUCCAGUGAGGAUGGUUCCUCCUCUGCCCCCAGCUGCCCGCCCCCUCUGCCCCAGAAGAAGACAGUAAGCAGAACAGUGUCCUCCCCAGAUGGCUUUUUUGGGGGACAGGCAUCUUCAGGCAGAGCAGCCGGUGCUGCCAGCCCCAGGCUGAAUGUCAGCCACUCCGAGAGCAACGUCUGCCUCCGAGAGGAGCCUCCCUUCAUCCACCCAGCCAGCCUGGGGGGCCGCCCUGGCGCCUUCUCCUCCUCCGAGUCCCUGGAGAAAGGCUCCAAAGGAAACAGCUACUGGGGUUCAGCCACUGGUAAGAGCACAGGGGCUUGCAUCCCCAGCAGAAACCUCCAGUCGCUUUCCUCCUCGCAGCUCAGUGUGUCCAGCCAGGUGUCAUCGGGCUCCAGCCUCCAGCUUCACAAUCUCCUGAGCAACAUCGACAGCAAGGAGGGGGUGUACGCCAAGCUGGGGGCCCUCUACGCCGAGUCCUUGCGCCGCCUGGUUGCCAAGUGUGAGGACUGCUUCAUGCGGGAGCAGAAGAAUGAGCUGCACUUCAGUGAGAACAACUGGUCGCUCUUCAAGCUGGCGUGCAACAAGCCCUGUUGCGAUUCGGGGGAUGCAAUAUAUUACUGUGCCACCUGCUCCAAGGACCCUUCUACCACCUAUGCUGUGAAGAUUUGUAAAACCCAGGAGUCCAAGGUGGCUGCUUCAUACUGCAGCCCUGCAGUGCCAGUCCACUUCAACAUCCAGCAGGACUGUGGGCAUUUUGUGGCCUCUGUCCCCUCCAGCAUGCUGCUGGCCUCAGAUGUGGGGAAAAGCAUGCCUGGGGAUGGCCUCCAUCCCUCCCGCACUGCCAGUGAGCACGACUGUGUGGUGGUCAUUACCCGGGAGGUGCCAAGCCAGACCACUGCUGACUUCGUGAGGGACUCGGUGAUGUUGCACCAAGCCAAGCCCGAGCUGUACGAACGUCGCGUUUGCUUCUUGCUCCUCCAGCUCUGCAAUGGCCUGGAGCAUCUCAAAGAGCACGGCAUCAUCCAUCGUGACCUGUGCCUGGAGAACCUCCUGCUUGUCCCCUGCAAGCCCCCCAUGAGCUGUGUGAAAGCCAAAGAUGACAAACACUUACCCCGCCUCAUCAUCAGCAAUUUUUUGAAAGCCAAACAGAAGCCAGGAAGCGGAGACUCCAAACUGAAGAAGAGUCAGGCCCGGCUGGCCCCGGAGAUUGUGUCGGCUUCUCAGUACAAGAAGUUUGAUGAGUUUCAGACUGGUAUUCUCAUCUACGAGCUGCUGCACCAGCCCAACCCCUUUGAGGAGAAGGUGCACCUCAGGGAGCAGGAGUACAGCCCUGAGGACCUCCCUGCUCUGCCCUGCCUGUCCAUCUACUCCCGCGGGCUCCAGCAGCUGGCCCACCUGCUACUGGAAGCGGAUCCCAUCAAGCGUGUGCGGAUCACCGAGGCCAAGCGGAUGCUGCAGUGUCUGCUUUGGGGGCCCCGGAAAGACCUCACUGAGCAGCCCCUCAGCCAUGAGGAAGCCCUCUGCCAGGUGCUUCAGAAUUGGGUGGACAUGAAGCGUGCCCUGCUCAUGAUGAAGUUUGCAGAGAGGGCUGUGGACAUGGAGCGGAGCAUUGAACUGGAAGACUGGCUGUGCUGCCAGUACUUAGCAUCUGCUGAGCCGGCCUCCCUUUCACACACAUUAAAACUGCUGCAGCUGCUCUGACCUUGGAUGUGUCUUGGAGGCAGCAGAGGGCUCCCGGUUGCCUUGCAGCUAAAGGUGGCAGGAGCCUUCUGGCUUGGGAACCACUGUCCUGUGGACCAUCCCGGACACGUCACCCUGGAAAGUCUGGUCCUGGCUUGCUGCAUGUGGUCUCACAUGGGCCAGCAGAGUGAUGAAACAGCUGGAGAACCUGCCUGAAGGAGCCCAGCAUGUUUUUCAGAGAUAAGAUGAAGAGAUGACUCAGUUUCUAAGCAUGGAUAUAGGGAAUAAGUUGGAGGCAGCUCUGCAGGACAGCACUGAAGGAGACAGGGCCUAGCCCUGACAAAUGCAAGCUGUGCUGGCAACGGGGAGAUUAUAUGUGUGGCAAGUGGCUUGCAAGGCUUGGGAUGGGUACUCAGUGGGACUCAAGAAGAAGCCAAACAUCCAAACAACCCGCAUAAAACAAGGCUAGAUUGAUUUUGCGUGCUGAGUUUCAGUUUAGUGACAAACACUGAUACAGGUAUUGACACAGGGCCUGCACGGUGUGGGAUGUUAACGUGAUCAAAAUUUUUUUCCCUUGAGUUUGGGCACUUAAGACUGGUUCUGGUGUUGGUCCUGGUACCCUGCAGCAGCAUGCCCAGCAGACCAGAGGCCAACAAUAGUCUUGCAGCAUUUUCAGCUAUAUUAUUUUGAUAUUCGGUGGGUGGCUUCUUGCUCUCAUAUAAACAGAAACUUUUAGCUCCAUGCUUUCCUGAUACCUUCCCCUAUGGUAGCUCAUGCUUCUUCCACAGCCUAAACAGGCUUUUGGGUCCUAGGCCAGUGCGUGAACUGGAGAAGUGCAUUAGGAUUUCUGCUGUGUAUCUUUGUGGGGAAAGGGACACCUAAGCCUCAGUUGAAUGCCACAGCUGAGUCCUAGGACUUUGCUGGCUUACUCUCCCUUGCUUAUGCUGUCCUCAGCACACCAUGGGCAGUAGCCCCCCUUUUCCCAGCAGCAUUCUUGCCCCCGUGCCCAGGAUCCUCUGCAAGAAUGGUGGAGGGGAUGGACCAUCCCUCUUCCCGGUGUGGCAGGGGACAUAGCUGACCCAGCACCCCAGGGGCCAAGCAUGUCACCCACUUGUGGGGGGCAGGUAUUGCAGGAGACGCCUAAUUGGGAGCACGGUUUGGGGUCUGCAUGCCACAGAGACAGUGCUGAGGAGCAAUUGCUGGAGGACUACCACAUAGGAGUACCACCUAUGCAUCUCGGUAGUACCGCUGGGUGGGGAAAGGGGUGUUUCUUGUCUUGUGCUGCCCCCAGACAGAUGGCCAGCCCCUUUCCCUGUGCCCAGGCCCCCACUGGUCUGGUGACCUCACCUCCCUGCUUCAGAGCAGCCCUCAAAGCUGGGGGAUAUCCCAGAAGUAA
Harpia harpyja (harpy eagle) is the source of this 6164-nucleotide messenger RNA. It is a transcript of the gene PRAG1, whose product is annotated as PEAK1 related, kinase-activating pseudokinase 1. The coding region runs from base 662 to 4789 and encodes 1375 amino acids. The record is from RefSeq and is a predicted model, not a curated record. Lineage: Eukaryota; Metazoa; Chordata; Aves; Accipitriformes; Accipitridae. Gene Ontology annotation, biological process: protein phosphorylation. Gene Ontology annotation, molecular function: ATP binding; protein kinase activity. The transcript is spliced from 7 exons.